CCAAAUCUGUAUCCAAUCAGAUUUGACAGAGCGCUAUUUGAAAGCCGCCUGUCUCAACGUUGUUAUUUACCUGCAGAAAUCGGUGUUCACAGAGCUUGUUGGUAAAUCUUGCUGGUUGGUGCUAAAAUAAGUCUUUUUUAACUCCCAGUUUAGUGUCGUUGCUGCCGGAAUUAAUCAUGUCGUCUGUGGAAGUUCGUGCUGCGCAGCUCCCAGCCGCAGUGAACCCCGUGAAGAUGGGCAAAAAAGCCACAGCAGGUCCGAGGAGAGCAGCUCUCGGGGAGCUUACCAACUUUCCCGGAGCAGCAGUCAAAACAAAGAGGACUGGACCAACCAAAUCGACUGAAUCAGUCAAACCAUCCCAAAACGCCAAACCCAUGGUGCCUCCAGUAGUCCCGGUCCCAGCGCCUGCAGAUCCUCUCCCCCCAGUUUCAGAGGAGUUGGCGGCUGAUGUAUCCAUGAAGGAGGAGGAAGAACUGUGCCAGGCUUUCUCCGAGGCGCUGCUCACAGUGCAGGAUGUCGACGAGCAGGACUCAGACCUGCCACAGCUCUGCUCAGAAUAUGUCAAAGAUAUCUAUAAUUAUCUACACGUCCUAGAGGUGCAGCAGGCCGUACGAGCUAACUACAUGCAGGGUUAUGAAAUCACCGAACGCAUGCGAGCGCUUCUGAUCGACUGGCUGGUCCAGGUUCACUCCCGGUUCCAGCUGCUGCAGGAGACUCUGUACCUCACAGUAGCUGUCCUGGAUCGUUUUCUCCAGGUCCAGCCGGUCUCUCGCAGAAAGCUGCAGCUUGUUGGUGUGACGGCCAUGCUGGUGGCCUGUAAAUACGAGGAGAUGUACGCUCCCGAGGUGGGAGACUUUGCCUACAUCACAGACAACGCCUUUACAAAGGCUCAGAUUCUGGAGAUGGAGCAGCUGGUUUUGAGGACCCUCAACUUUGAGCUGGGACGUCCUCUCCCUUUACACUUCCUCAGACGGGCCUCCAAGGUGGCUAAUUCUGAUGUAGAGAGACACACGCUGGCCAAGUACCUGAUGGAGCUGACCCUCGUCGACUACAGCAUGGUGCACUACCGGCCGUCUGAGAUCGCGGCUGCAGCACUCAGUCUCUCCCAGCUGCUGCUUGAAGAGCUGCCCUGGUCUCCUACACAGCAGCACUACUCCACUUACGACGCGGCCCACCUGAAGCCCAUCAUGCAGCACAUCGCCAAAAACGUUGUGACAGUAAAUGAGGGGAAGACAAAGUUCCAGGCUGUGAGGAACAAGUACUCAAGCAGCAAAUUGAUGAAGAUCAGCCUCAUUCCUCAGCUGAAGUCGGCCACCAUCGUGACCUUGGCGGCUCCUCUGCUCAACAAUCCCUGAGGCGAACCUUUUUUACAUUUGUCAGUGGACAUUUCACAUGCACUUUAUGAUGGAUCAAUCUGUCAACUUUAUUAAAAUGUUUUUAAAUUUUUCAUC
This is a messenger RNA of Sander lucioperca (pikeperch), 1451 nucleotides long. RefSeq names its product G2/mitotic-specific cyclin-B2-like. The transcript is spliced from 8 exons. NCBI's taxonomy places the organism in Eukaryota, Metazoa, Chordata, Actinopteri, Perciformes, Percidae. The coding region runs from base 177 to 1355 and encodes 392 amino acids. Gene Ontology annotation, cellular component: nucleus; cytoplasm; cyclin-dependent protein kinase holoenzyme complex. Gene Ontology annotation, biological process: regulation of cyclin-dependent protein serine/threonine kinase activity; mitotic cell cycle phase transition. The record is from RefSeq and is a predicted model, not a curated record. Gene Ontology annotation, molecular function: cyclin-dependent protein serine/threonine kinase regulator activity.